Messenger RNA from Chrysemys picta bellii (western painted turtle), 3460 nucleotides. NCBI's taxonomy places the organism in Eukaryota, Metazoa, Chordata, Testudines, Emydidae. The record is from RefSeq and is a predicted model, not a curated record.
CGGAGACACCACGCAGCAGGCAGAGGACGAAGCCCGGCAGCCCCAGCGCCGGCCGAGCAGCAGGGACCUCCCGCCUCUAGCCGGCGCUGUGCGGCUGCAAGGCCCGGCCUGCCGCGUCCCGGGGCUCGCUGCUGCACCAGCCAGGCGCCCGGGCCCCUGCGGCGAGUCCAGCCCGCGCCUCCCCGACCCGCUCCCCUGAGCCCGGCCAUGCUGGCGGCGCGGCUGCUGCGGGCGGCCCCGAGCGGGCUCGCCUCCCUCCACAGCUCCGCCCGCCGCCUGCGCGGAGCCCGCGUGGCCGUGGUCUUGUCUGGAUGUGGUGUGUAUGAUGGUACGGAAAUCCAUGAGGCCUCAGCCAUUUUGGUUCACCUGAGUCGUGGGGGAGCUGAAGUUCAGAUGUAUGCCCCAGAUAUUCCUCAGAUGCAUGUUAUUGACCACAGCAAAGGACAACCAGCUGAGGCUGAAUCAAGAAACGUUUUAGUGGAAUCAGCAAGGAUUGCUCGUGGUAAAAUCGCAGACCUGGCUAAACUUAGUACAAAGGACCAUGAUGCUGUGAUAUUUCCUGGUGGAUUCGGAGCUGCUAAAAACCUUUCCACCUUUGCUGUGGAUGGGAAGGAUUGCAAAGUGAAUGGAGAGGUUGAACGUGUCCUGAAGGAGUUCCACAAAGCUGGGAAACCCAUUGGCCUGUGCUGCAUUUCACCAGUGUUGGCUGCAAAAGUACUCUCUGGUGCUGAAGUUACUGUGGGACAUGAAGAAGAGGAAGGUGGGAAAUGGCCGUAUGCCGGAACUGCAGGAGCCAUUAAAGCAUUGGGAGGAAAACACUGUGUAAAAGAAGUAACUGAAGCUCAUGUAGACGUGAACAACAAGAUGGUUACUACCCCAGCAUUUAUGUGUGAAACGGAAUUACAUCACAUCUUUGAUGGUAUUGGGGCCAUGGUAAAGGGUGUCCUGAAAUUAACAGGCAAAUGAAGUGGCUAUCUGUAAUAAUAAUAGUAAGGUUUAGGAAAUUAAGCGUACAAUACCAGAAAUAUCAUGCAUCGAUGGAAACAUAUUUUCCCUGCUUGCCCCUUUAGCACUUUUAUAAACCCAGACACAAAGUUGACAGUCUGAUUCCCAGCUGUGUUCAGAUAUUGCAAAAAUGUUUGCUAUAUAAAUGCAUUGAUUUCCAAGCACAUCCUCACUAAAGCGUCUGCUGACUGGCUCUUUGAGUAAAGGUAAUGCAUCCUGUAACCUUAAUAAUUUUUUGGACUUGGACAGUUGGUGAGGGUUGUGUGAGAAUGUUCUGAGACCAGCCAGCAUACUAUUCCAACAACAAAAAACCCUCCAUUCCUUCGAAAAAUACUAGGGACACACAUGUAGAGUAGAUACAGCUGCUGUAGGACUGACUGCCAUUCAGAGGUGGGGAGUGACGUUACUGCUGACUGCUGUUCGUUCUGAGGAAAGCUAUGUUAAAAUGCAUCCCUGGCUAGUCUAGCUGCCUUCCAUUGAAACAGCUAUUGUAUUGAGUUCUCCGGGUGUGUCAGCCUGAACUUUGGCAUUGAGAGAUUGCUGGGAUCCGGGGACAGAGAAAUUUAAGAGAACUGAACCAUAGGGACACACUUACCCGUGUGUUUCAAGCAAGGCUGCAAUGAUUUGCUGCGUAUGCAGUCAUUUCUUACGUCCAUGAGGUAAAAGUCAGGAUCAGCUUUGAUGUAGCCAAUGGAAACAGUCAUUUCUAUGCCCCAUGGUUAACUCAACAUUAAUUAAAACAUUGUGUUGCAUGGCCCUCCUUUCCAUAUUCUUUUCAUGGCUUUUUUUCUGUUUUAAAAGGUGUGCUUUAUCCAAAUAUGAAUACAUCUGUGUGUCAGCAGCAGGACACACCUUAUUGUAAAUGCCCUAGCAUUUUGAAGAAUCUCUCCUAAUUUAACUGCACAAUAAGCCUUUUAUAUCUAAAAGAGGGCUUGAAACAAGGAAAAAGUAUCAGCGACAGUGCCUUGUACAUUUUGAAGAUAUCUUCCACAUGAACGUAGUUACUUGCCUAGCAAUGGGCAGCAGGCUGACUCCAGUGCUAUUACCACCUUCCCCUUUCCGGACUAACAGCGCUCCUUCCAUAGAAAUACAAUCAAAUGUAAGAAGAAUGAGGUAUAAAUUAAUUAAAUGUUGUCCAGUUAUUUUCUUUUCCCUUUUCCCUGCAUCUCUCUUUUAAUCAUAGAAUAUUUGCAUUUGAAGGAGCCUUUAGUGAUUCAUAGAGUCCAACAACCUUCAGCAUUUCCAUCUCUUUCCUAAAUGUUGUCUAUUCACUUAUUUUUAUUUCUCUUCCUGCCUCAUUAACUUUUUUCUUUAUAGGCCGGCAUAGCAUUCUGUUCCUUGUAUUCUCUUUCAGCUCCAAGUUGUCUGUCUUUCUCUCUAUUCACAGAAAAAUAAUGUCGACAUAACAGAGCUUUGUGCCCCAUGGGCACCAGCUUUUCACAUACAAGUACCAUGUUCCAAAUACAUUUGCCCUGUGUUUUUUAAUCAACAGGAAUUUUAAGACAUGUACAUGAAGUUGUUUUUCAAGAGUCCCAAUUCUUUUGUUCCUAUUAUGAUGAUGAUGAUCUUAAAAGGUUACAACGUGGAUUUUGAGGAUGUUUUUGCCAGCACAUAGUCUGCUAAUUUGUUUACUCUGUGAUGUAAUGAUAUGAAUAUACAUUGUUCUGCUUAUUGGUACUUUUAUUAUCCAGACUUUAGGCCUGCUGUCACUGUUAAGAAAACUAAACUAAUUUUGAUGUGGCUACAGAAAUUUUCUGUGUGUGGUGUUAAUACUACAGUAAAACACUGUACAUAAAGUUAACAAAAAUGUCAUGUAUGAGAGAUGUUCCAGGGAAUAUAUAUAUCACAGUGGGUGUUUCAGUUAAAGGUGGUUCUUGUCAAUUUUAAACUAAUGAGCUUCAUUUAGAUUCUGAUGUGGUCUGAUUGCGUGAUAUCGCAUUGAGGUAUCAUAAAUACUAUCUAUGCCCUUGACUGGAAAGCAGUGGGGAUUUAAGAAGAUGCUUUUCCUUUGUAAAAAAGAUGGUUCCAUUUGAAAAAUGGUUUAAUCAAUGCUCAUGUGAAAAGAAAAGUACUCUUAUGGAAGAGAUUUUUUCUCUAUUAGAGCAUUUUUUUAAAAAUACAAAACAUUUUUGUCUAGUACAUGUCCAGCGUGAGCUGAGGUUUUGAAAUUGCACUACAAGCAUAUGCACUUCACGUUGAUCACCUUAAUAGUCAAAACUGUGAGCUUCAAUAGUAUCCUCCCUUGUGGAGAUUCUCAGGAAGCUAAAAACAAGAGCUACAUACAAAUUAUAUUAAGUUUUGUUUGGGUGGAGGUUAGUAAACUUCAUGUUGCUCAUGAUUUGUUACAAGGCUGGGUUUAUGUGUGCAGAACUUGUCAGCUAUCAGAGGAGCAAGAAUAGAAGUGUAAGACAUUGUUUUCAUGUAGCUGACUACAAAUAAAGGCUGCUUCCAUAUG